Molecule: messenger RNA, 2287 nt
Organism: Radiomyces spectabilis
Lineage: Eukaryota; Fungi; Mucoromycota; Mucoromycetes; Mucorales; Radiomycetaceae
Exons: 1
Coding region: 129-2099 (656 amino acids)
Molecular function (GO): protein binding
Source: RefSeq, a predicted model, not a curated record
UUUUUGGCAAUGUCGUGUUCCAGCAGUCACGAUCUGGAUCUCCCAGAAAGGAGUAACCACACGAAUGGAUGUGAACGAGAAAAAAAGCGUUUGUCUUUUUGUUAACUCCUCACCUUCAUUACGCGCUCAUGUCCCGCUAUCCCGAUCAACGUCAUGCGGGUCCUCCUCUGCGGACAUCGUCUUCAUCCAUGGACUUGCACCAGCCACCGUCUCCCAAUGAUCUGCCCAUGCAUGCCCUUUCUUUGCAUCAUCAGUCACCGGUUCCUCGUCAUCCCUCCUAUCCUCACGCACCUGAAUCGCCUUCUCCACUAAGACGAGACCCUAUGCCCAUGCAACCACCUGUUAAUACAUAUAUUUUACAACCUAUUAACCACGAUAGUCCAGCUGUCGGGUCGCCUCGUCCAGCACCCAGCGGUCGACCGGAUGGUCUAGCCAAUACACCCGUCUCUUCCUCCUCCACCAAUACCACUCAUACCACCGAUCCUCGCCUAUCCACUCCAUCCCCUCGAGCUUCACCCGCCAUGACUUACAGUCAACCACGCAUGGACUUGUAUGAUCCUACUUUGACAGCAGGCUUUCAACAACAACAACCUCGUGCUGAUUACUCGGCUGUACCACCUCCAGGAGCAUAUGCGGCUUACCCCCAACAGCAGUCAAUGUAUUAUCCGACCUCCAAUUACAACGGCGCUCUCCCAGUAGCACCAUCUUGGGGCUACGCCGAUGACCCGAAUGCCUACUAUGCUGAUCCACGUCAACAACAGUCAUACUACUACCCAUCCGAUCCUUAUCAAUAUGAUCCUUCGGUGCGACCGUCGGAUGCCACCUACAUGGUUUCCGCCACCCAUUCGCCUGCUGAAAAUGGCAUUACGGUGGCGGAUGAUACUGCGUAUGCGACGGCCAAUGCUUCGCCAAAGAAAGCAUCAAAAAAUCAGUUAAAGUUCCCACCGGCCACCACCGAAAAUCUCAACAAAUUCCGAGCCCAGGCCAAAGCUAGUCGGGAUCCCAAGAUCGAGCUUGAUCUGGCCAAGUAUUUGUUGGAAGCUGUGCGGCAGGUCCGUACAGAUCCCAAAGAUCCGAAGCGAAGCCGAAAAAUUAAGGAAGCACUGACUACCGAAGCGCAAAAGAUUGUGAAGAAACUCGUGUCGCAGUCGAGCGGGCUUGGAAAAACAUCGGGGUAUCCUGACGCCGUGUUCUUCAUGGCAACCUGUUACGGGUCUGGCCAGAUGGGAUUAUCGGUGGAUGUUGAAAAGGCAUUCAGUUUAUAUCUGCAGGGAUCCAAACAAAGUCAUCCCGAGUCGACAUAUCGCGUCGCCGUGUGCUAUGAAACCGGACUGGGCACCAAGCGUGACAAGGGUCACGCAAUGCAAUUCUACCGCAAAGCGGCCAAUUUGGGGGAUCCGGCCGCCAUGCUAAAGUUGGGCAUGAUUCUGUUAAAUGGACUCUUGGGACAACAAAAGACGCCGCGGGAAGCCAUUUCAUGGCUGAAACGAGCGGCGCAACGAGCCGACGAGGAGCAUCCUCAAGCGCUUCACGAACUCGGUUUGGCCCUCGAAAGCGAGAAUCUUCCAGGAGUCAUUCCAGACGUCAAUCAUGCGCGCGAUUUAUAUACACAGGCUGCUCAGUACGGCUAUGCACCAUCCCAAUUCCGGUUAGGCCUGGCGUAUGAGAAUGGGUUCUUGAAUUGUCCCGUGGAUCCACGUCGAUCGAUUGCCUGGUAUUCCAAGGCAGCCGAACAGGGAGAUGUGGAAUCGGAACUGGCCUUAUCAGGAUGGUAUCUGACGGGGGCCGAAGGGGUCUUGAAUCAGAGCGAUACCGAGGCUUAUCUGUGGGCACGCAAAGCCGCCGAGAAAGGCUCUUCCAAGGCCGAGUACGCCGUAGGGUAUUACACCGAGACGGGCAUUGGCGUGAAACAGAAUCUCGACGAUGCGAAAAAAUGGUAUAUGCGUGCCGCCGCCCAGAACAAUCGAAAGGCGAUGCAACGGUUGACCGAACUGAAGAAGCAAGGACCCAACCAAAUGCGAAAACGACAACAACACACCCGUCCUACCAACGGUGCCAAGCCAAACAACAGUGAUAACAGCGACUGCCGUAUCAUGUAACGGUACCUGUGUACUUGUUUAAUUUUUUAUUCGUAAUAACACUGCAUCAUUCCAACCUCUUUUAUUUUACUUUAUAUUACUACUGUAAACCCUAAUUAUCUUGAUAGAUUUGAUAUGUCCUCCCCCUCGUCCAAAUCAAAAUUAUUAAAAUAGCCUUAUCUUGGAGAAAGAAAGAAAAAAAAAAAAAA